GGCGGAGGGGGGGAAGGAGGGAGGCGUCGAGGCGUGAGGAGGUCGGGCGGGCGCUGAGGGGAGACGGGUGUCGCUCGCGCUCGCGCUGUCUCUCCCGCCGCCGCCGCCGGGAAUGCGAAGCGAUGGCCGCGGGCGGCCCCAGCGCUGAGGAGCGCGGCUACUGCCGCUUCCUGGAGCUCUUCUUGGUCGAGUUCCGAGGACCUUUCGGAGCGGAGCCGCCGCCGCCUUCCUCCUCGUCCUCCGCCGCUUCGCCCUCCUCAGCCGCCGGCGGGGCAGAAGGCGACCCCGGGCACGCCGACGAAGCCGCCGCCGGCUGCGAGGGAGAGCAGGCGGAGGAGGCGGUGAGGGAGGAAGAAGCGGAGCCGCCGCCGCCGCCGCCGGCCGAGGACGAGGAGGUGGAAGAAGGAGGAGGCGGCGGCGGCGUGGGAGGGGAAGAGGAGGAGGAUGGUGCCCCUCCGGAGGAAGAGGGCGCCGGGGAAGAAGCAGCCGGCGCGGCCGCCGAGGAAGCGCCGCCGGAGCAGCAGACGCCGCCGGAGCUGCCCCCUCAGCCCUCGCCGCCGCCGCCGCCCCGGGCCGCCACCCCUCCGCCGCCGCCUCUGCCCUCGCUGCCCCGGCCGCUGUCGGAGCACAUCACGGUGGAGGAGGUGGAGGGCGAGUGCCUGGACCUCUGCCUCCAGCAGCUCUACAAGUAUAAUUGCCCUUCACUUUUGGCGGCUGCUUUAGCUCGUGCAACAGCAGAUGAAGUACUUCAGAGUGAUCUCUCCGCACACUACUUACCCAAGCAUGAGGAUAGCCCAGAUGGGAUCAUACAAGUGGAGACAGUGAAGUUGGCCCGCACAGUGUUCAGCAAGCUCCAUGACGUUUGCAGCAGUUGGGUGAAGGACUUUCCCCUGCAGAGGAAACCUCAUCGUUAUUAUGAAACGUCAAUUCACGCCAUUAAAAACAUGCGACGCAAGAUGGAGGACAAACACGUCUGCAUCCCUGACUUCAACACACUUUUCAAUCUUGAGGACCAAGAGGAGCAGUUCUACUUUGCAGUAUUUGAUGGCCACGGAGGUGUGGAUGCUGCCAUCUAUGCUUCCAUCCACCUGCACGUAAACCUGGUGCAUCAGGAGAUGUUUCAACAUGACCCCGCAGAGGCGCUGUGCAAGGCUUUCCGAGUGACAGACGAGCGCUUUGUGCAGAAGGCAGCCAGAGAGAGCUUACGAUGUGGAACCACUGGUGUGGUGACGUUCAUCCGUGGGAACAUGUUGUAUGUAGCAUGGCUGGGUGACUCCCAAGUGAUGCUUGUGAGAAGGGGUCAGGCUGUGGAAUUGAUGAAGCCACACAAGCCAGAUCGAGAGGAUGAGAAGAAACGCAUUGAAGCCCUUGGAGGCUGCGUGGUCUGGUUCGGGGCUUGGCGAGUCAACGGGAGUCUGUCUGUCUCCAGAGCUAUUGGUGAUGCAGAACAUAAGCCAUAUAUCUGUGGGGAUGCAGAUUCUGCUUCCACAGUUCUGGAUGGAUCUGAAGACUACCUCAUUUUAGCCUGCGAUGGUUUCUACGACACCGUGAACCCUGACGAAGCGGUGAAGGUGGUGGCGGACCACCUGAAGGAGAACAACGGGGACAGCAGCAUGGUGGCACAUAAGUUGGUGGCUUCUGCUCGAGAUGCUGGCUCCAGUGACAAUAUCACUGUCAUCGUGGUCUUUCUCAGGGACAUGAGUACAGCGGUCAGUGUUAGCGAGGAGUCAGAGUGGACAGAAAACUCAUUCCAAGGCGGGCAGGAGGAUAAUGGCGACGACAAAGAAAACCACGGCGAUUGCAAGAGGCAGUGGCCUCAGCACCAGGUCUCGGCCCCUGCAGACCUAGGGUAUGAUGGGAGAGUGGAUUCUUUCACGGACAGAACUACCUUGAGUACAGGUUGCAGAAUUGACUUGUUGGAAGACCCAGGGUAUAUAGACUUGAGGAAAACAGAAGCUAGCAAACUUCAGAGUGCCAAACGCCUGUCCUCAGAUCAAGGGUUUAAUGCUGGUGUACCAAAGAGAGCAACCAUGGCUAAUGGUUUAUCAGCAGAGAACGAGACGCUGCCUGACGCUGCCCCGCCUACACGUGGACACAGCAGUCUCCAGGGGCAGAUCUCUUUCCUUAGUCUUGGGUCUGCAAGCCCACACGAGUACAACAUGGUGAGUGAGACUCCCAUCUGUGUGAGGCUGGAGGGUGAGCAGUUCAAAUCCUGGGCCCGAAGAGCCUCCAUUUUCUCUCAUUUCCGCCUCUGUGACACCAAGCGGUGGCCGCGGCUAGCCAGACUCAAGCCAAAGCUGCACACGCUUCUCUUUGAGCACAGGCCACUCCCCCACCAGGAGUGCUUUGCUCUGCACUCCCCUAGCAAUGUGAACGUGCGCAGGAAGAAGUCACUGAGGAGCCGUUUCUGGCAGGGCUUCUCUAGCUGUUACCAGAGUCACGAUGAGGGGAUUCUCCUGAGCUACUGUAUACCAGACCCCGGGCUUCUCUGGAGCUGUAAAAAAUAAUGUGCUCCACUGUGUUCCCCUGUCCUCCUUAAAUAGUUAGGUUAGCCAUUCACAGAAUGAGAAUUUAAGACAAGAGUGGGCAAUUCAGAAUUACUGUUUUGGAAUGCUCCACUUAUGUAAAUAGAUCUAGGAUUAAAACAGUGUUUCAGUCUCAAAAAUUAGUAGCUGGCGUGCCAGUCUCUCUCUCUCUCUCUCUCUCUCUAAGCAAUGUCACAGACAUACAUGUAUCUAAAGCUUCAUUUGCUCAUGGAACUAGGAACUGUCAUUGGCUCACCUGGACUAGAUAGGAAAGGGCUACUUGUAAGAGACAGCAAAAGAAAAAGAAAGGUGAAACCUGUUUGAGAAGAGUCUGUGGAUCAAUAUUUUCAGAAAGUUCCUGUUUUAAACCUGACAGUUUUCAGGUGUGUUUGAGGAAUGAGCAGGAAGACUUGGGUAAACUGGUUUGCAAAGGGCUUGGGGGUGAUGGUUGAGGUUAACAGCAAAAUGUAUAGUUAGUGAAAUGCUUUGCAGGUAUGUUUUUAAAAGCCAUAUUGGGGGUUUAAUAGGUCCUCUAGCACUACGUUUCUGCCCAGCCUCUGUUAAAUAUCUAAUACAACUCAGAUCAUGGUAUGAAUUCAGACUCCAGUGAUAUUUUCCCCACCCUAUAACAUUAGACGUUAAGGCUUACUAAACAUCGCUAUAGGUUUUUAAGUAGCCAUUUUCUACGGCUGGAGUCAAAAUUAUAUUGACCUUUUAGUAGCCUGGGAGGAUUUGGUGCUUAGUGACUUCUUACUUUUAAACUAGAAAAGUAAUGUUAAAUAAUGUUCAUUUAAUAGAAUUGUGGUCGGUAUUUCCCAAUAUCACCUUCUCUCUAAUAUUUUUUUUAAUCUCAGGUGUCCAACCAAUCUAGAGCUAGUCCAGACACAAACAUGCUGUCCACGAACUUAUGGAGCCAAAAGCUCACUGGCAGUUCUGCUUUCCCAAUUCACUCCAGGGCAUCUAAAGGAAGGUGGCAGGAGACCACAGAAAUGCUGCUGAACUCUCGGCUCAGCUGUUAGUGCAUUUUCUUAGCUUUGUUUUUUAGAGGAGACUAAAGGGAAGCCUUUAGAGAUGCUACCAGGCACUGGAGUAAAGAGAAGAUUGCAGUAACCUGCUGUUUCAGCAGCUGAGCAAUUCAUUAGGAGUCUUCAGUCAGUAGUAGGGGUGGGUUACCUCCUUGGACCUUCAUGCUAAUAGGAAAGAACACUAAAUAUCAAACUUAAAAUGCCCAAAUAAAUCCAAGACAGAUAGGUACUUAGAGGGUGUUAUAGAAUGAUCCCACUGCGAGGCAUUUAAUUUAUACAGCACUGAAUAUUGCACAUAAAUCCCAAGGAGGGUGCUGUAGACUGAGUGUGACAGUAUUGCUAACUAGUCUGUGUUGCCAUUAGUGCAACUACAUAAUACCAAUAGUUUGCCUGCAGACUGAAAAUGCAGCCAGGCCAGAGGAAUUUCCUAAUGAUAAAGUUGCAGACUUUCAUUGGUCCGCUUCUUGGGAGUGACUUAAUGAAACUGUCAAGGAAGGCAAGCUCAAAGUCCCUGCUGUCUUUUGUCUUGGGGGGGGGGGGGGGAAAUUAAGGGCCGACUGAAUGUACCGUGUGUCCUCCUCUGUGAGCCUAAGGAGCCCCGUGUUACCAGUCAAGGACUUUGGAGGAGUGGUAAAAGAGCCAACUGUGCAACACCAUGCCGUCACUGCUGCUGCCUUUAAAAUACUUCACAUGAACAAAGCUGUGAUUCAAGUCUCUUGCUCUGCUGGACACUUGCCUUCACACAAAUGUACUUAGCUCUUCUCCACAAAAGAUGCGCAUCAAGAAUUAAAAAAAUGUUGCAGGUGUCAGACCUCUCCUCUCAAUGCAGGCAUAAUUGAGGAACUGUAGCCUCAAAAGUAUGCAUUUGUGUUAAGCAAAAAGUUACCUCCCAUCUCUGUGGAUUCAUACAUAUAGGUUAUCUGCUGCUCAUCCUGUUGAUUCCUUCUGGAGGGAAGCUGCCGUCCAUUCUUAGUGUGGCCUGUUACAAGAUAGUUACAAACAGCAAGUGUUUAUUCCUUCAUUACAUAGUGGUAGAGUACGUAGGAGCCAUUUGUGGAGCGAAUUCUUUAAUCAUGGUAGAAUAUGUACUUCAAAUUAGUUGUCGGUCCAAUAUAUGCUGCUCAACUCUACACACUCGGCAAAAAAAAUAAAAGCCGUGCUUUGUGACAGUGUUUUUCUCUUAAUGCCACUAGUGAUAGGAAGUAGUUCUCUUCAGUUCCAACUCCUGUGCCCUUAUUUGCUGCUUGCUGACGUAAGCAAUAAGUCCCCUUCCUCUUUUUAAUUAAAAAUGGUAUCUCACUGUUCUGUAUCUUGUUCUUUGACCCUCUAGCUGGUGAUAAUGUACAAAAAUAUAGGUAUCUAAUUGUAUUUAUUGUUAACGUUACUUGUCUGAAACGUUUUGUAACUCUGUGUAUUUUAGUAAUGGUGACAUUUGCGUAACAAGGACCUUUCCAAUAAAGAGCUUAAGUAUCCCUGGAGUUUACACAAUCCACAUUAAAUUAUCAAGUUGGGUAGAAAGGUGGUAGCGCAAACAAGAUUAAAUAGUCUAUGAUGGCAGGAGACUCAUUGGCCGUUCAAAAUCUGCUUGAGUUUAUUCACUGUGAGUUUCGAGGGGAUUCUCGCAAUCUCCAUUUAUGUACAAAUUCUGAGUAUCUCCUAUGGCAGAAAAGGGAGCCGUAGCAGAGCAGGAAGCCAUUGAUCUAGUCCAGUUGCACUAAAAUAUUUAUACUUAGAAGUGCCAUCAAUUGUCUGUGUGAGUUUACAACCCUACGAGGCAUAUGAUUUCCCUCUUCCCUAUUCCUAAUCUCUCCAGUUCAGGCAUUGUUCUCUUUGUCUUUUCAUGCAGGCUGGAGCACAGUUCGGCCACUCCCUUACUAAAAUGAUGUCCUCCUUGUAGGACAGAACAAGGGAGGUAAGCCACUGGGUACUCACAGCUCCUGGCUCAAAAUGGCAAGACAGAAGAAAAAUAGGACACACAUAAGUGUUCUUUCCCCUCUCCUUGGGGCUUGCCUUCAGAACCUUCAAUCUACCCAAGAAAGCAUUAACCGCCCACCCACCCCCAACCUUGUGUUUAUGUAUUCGACUGCCAGAUAGAGCUCAAGUCCUGGAACAGUCUGUGAAGCCAGAAAAAACUAUGCAGAGGAAGUUCAGCAUUACAUAAUGUGAGAGCUGUACUCCAAGUAGCCCUUUUGCCCUGCCAAAACGCUGUGGUAGCAGUGGAGAAGCUGAACAUCUUCUCCCCAAAGAACUAGCUCACUUGUAAAGGCAGACCCCAGGGCUUUUGGCUGUGUCUGAAAGUUAAGCCUUUCUGCAUGUAACAGCUCAAAAAAUUCUGCACCUGUCUGUCAUGUGCAACAUAACAUCUUCAAGGAACCCAAGUGACAAAUUGAUUUUUAUUCUUGUGUCACACUAAAGAGUUUCUGUAACUACCAGUAUUAACCCUGAAGUUUCAUGCAAAUACAGCCCAAGGAAGAUUCAACUGAAUAACACCUAACAAGUUUUGUGUAACCCCUUGGCUGCUGCAUUGUCUCUUCUAUAAAUGAGGAACAGUAACACAAGACUAGCUAGGUGCAGCGGAAAAACAGAGAUUCAGCUUAUUACUAAAAUGUUAAAAUGCCAAGUGUAUUAUUGGGCUCCUGUUGAAAGAUACUUAUGCUAUUUUUGAAAUUAAUGAAGUGGAUCAGUUUAAUACAGAAGUGACUUAAUACUACUGUGGUAAGACCUCUUGGGACAGUUUUUUCCUGUAGCUCACAAGUUCAAUUAGAAUGAUGUAUUAGCCAUAUUUUAUUUAUUAAAGCUGUUUCACAAAAAGGUAAGGACUAUGUUCAACUUCUAGCAGUAUCUUAAUAAAACAGCAAUUGUUACUCUUA
Sphaerodactylus townsendi is the source of this 6420-nucleotide messenger RNA. It is a transcript of the gene PPM1E, whose product is annotated as protein phosphatase, Mg2+/Mn2+ dependent 1E. NCBI's taxonomy places the organism in Eukaryota, Metazoa, Chordata, Lepidosauria, Squamata, Sphaerodactylidae. The record is from RefSeq and is a predicted model, not a curated record. Gene Ontology annotation, biological process: protein dephosphorylation; negative regulation of protein kinase activity. Bases 123 to 2507 code for a protein of 794 amino acids. The transcript has 7 exons. Gene Ontology annotation, molecular function: protein serine/threonine phosphatase activity; cation binding.